UCAACGAGUUCCUAAAUUCUGCAACUUGCAACUCAAAAGACCAAGAGUGAAAGUCCCGGAUAUGCAGAGCUAUUUAUGGAUAGCAGUUACGAAGAGCUAUUACGCAGUGCUCUACGAGCAAACCUCGAGAAGCAUGCCAACAAAUCGACGAGCAGAGCUAAAGGAGACUCGGUAUCGUACACAGAGUAUCAAACCUCAGAACAAGCGAUCAUGACGAAAUUCGCUAACGCACCAUACAACCUCUGCAAGGACAAACUAAAGCGAGUGCGACAACGCGUCCAAGACCAAGUGUUCGCAUCGAGUCGCAAAACGCUAGACGAACAGAUUGCGACGCUGCUCGCGGGAACAACCGAGGGCGGCCUCAGUCGUGCCUGUCACAUCUUAUCUUACGAUCUUUUCCAGCCCUGGUAUCAACAGGAACGCUACUACAGUGCCGACUAUUUUGCAAGUAAAGGCGGCAUACGACUGCUUGUUGAUUUGAUGCGGUCUGAGUGCAUGUCGAUGAAUGUGAAGCUGCUCGCCAUGUCUGCGCUGUGGCACUUCGGUAGUGAUGAACGACGCAGCCGACUGCUGAUUGAGAGCAAAAUAUUGGACGUCAUCGAUCCUUUGCUGAAGAAGGGCACGUACACGGUCAGGACAAAAUGUGUUGGCUUGCUUUGGGGUCUUCUAGAGUUCCCUGAUGUUCAGAAAGAAAUCGUGGAAGCAGGUUUUCUUACACCUCUUUCUGAAAUUCUUAGGAGUCCUCCAGACUCUAUCGUAAUCAUCGAGCUCACAAUUGGGUGCCUCCAGUGCUGCUGCUCAAAUUACUGUCUUAUUGAGAGACUCAUCGAGGAGAAUAUAAAUGAUGCCAUCAUCAAUUGUUGUGUUCGCAUACUUUCGUUCAUAGGGUAGAUGGGCAGUGAUAUGGGAGGAAAGUGGACAAUGAGUUGUUACUUCGGUUACCAUGCACUUGCAUUAAUGUAUUUACAUGCUGAGACAAAAUGCUGGUUGGACGAGGUGCAAGGGUCAAAUCACAGAUCACAGGCUGGUCAAUCAAACUUGAUCUGUAGCUUCUUGGAGAAGAAGGAGACUGCAUUGACAGCAAUAGACACGUGGUUGCGUAACAACAGUUACGCAAAGAUUCGUGAUAUCGAAGAUGGUUGCUAUGUGUGGCGCUAUAUGCAUCCUUUUGCCUCAUUGCUUUAUGGUCGUAGCCCUGUGGUACGUCGUAUGGGCGCCUUUUCUAUGGCAAACCUUAUGCAAGGUCCAGAAAACAGACUUUUGCUUGUACACGAAGAGGGCGAGAGCUACGCAUCAUUGCAGUGCUCCACCUGGUGCAAAGACAAAGAAACCCAAAUGCUGGCAAGAGAAGCUAUGAAGGAAGCUUAUAAAGAUGGAGUUGAUCCCCCAUCAUUACAAGCAAUCUGUAAAUUUUGGAUUUGUGAUAAUUUUGAUGUUGUCGGUCGAGGGUCAAUAAAGAUGUUGCCACGUGCUCUCCAGACAAAGAAAGAAAUCGUGGAAGCAGGUUUUCUUACACCUCUUUCUGAAAUUCUUAGGAGUCCUUCAGGCUCUAUCAAAAUCAUCGAGCUUGCAAUCGGGUGCCUCCAGUGCUGCUGCUCAAAUUACUGUCUUAUUGAGAGACUCAUCGAGGAGAAUAUGGAUGAUGCCAUCAUCAAUCGCUGUGUUAGCUUACUUUCGUUGCUAUGGUACGAGGGCGGUGAUAUUGCGAAAGAGGCAACAAUGAGUUGUUACAUCGGUUACCAUGCACUUGCAUUAAUGUAUUUACACGCUGAAACAAAAUGCUGGUUGGACGAGGUGCAAGGAUCAAAUCACGAGUCACAGGCUGGUCAAUCAAACUUGAUCUGUAGCUUCUUGGAGAAGAAGGAGACUGCAUUGACAGCAAUAGACACGUGGUUGCAUAACAACAGUUACGCAAAGAUUCGUGAUAUCGAAGAUGGUCACUAUGUGUGGCGUUACAUGCAUCCUUUUGCCUCAUUGCUUUAUGGUCGUAGCCCUGUGGUACGUCGUAUGGGCGCCUUUUCUAUGGCAAACCUUAUGCAAGGUCCAGAGAACAGACUUCUGCUUGUACACGAAGAGGGCGAGAGCUACCCAUCGUUGCAGUGCUCCACCUGGUGCAAAGACAAAGAGACCCAAACACUGGCAAGAGAAGCUAUGAAGGAAGUUUAUAAAGAUGGAGUUGAUCCCCCAUCAUUACAAGCAAUCUGUAAAUUUUGGAUUUGUGAUAAUUUUGAUGUUGUCGGUCGAGGGUCAAUAAAGAUGUUGCCACGCGCUCUGCAGACAAAGGUAGUACCGUUUUUACACUAGUGACAGACCGUGGCAUUGCAGUCUGUGUCUGCAUCUGUGUUGUACAUGUGAUACCUAGUAAUAGAAUAGUCUGCACUUGUCUUUGA
Messenger RNA from Corticium candelabrum, 2390 nucleotides. RefSeq lists its product as uncharacterized. Gene Ontology annotation, molecular function: protein binding. Bases 892 to 2304 code for a protein of 470 amino acids. NCBI's taxonomy places the organism in Eukaryota, Metazoa, Porifera, Homoscleromorpha, Homosclerophorida, Plakinidae. The transcript has 7 exons. The record is from RefSeq and is a predicted model, not a curated record.